Molecule: messenger RNA, 5253 nt
Organism: Striga hermonthica
Lineage: Eukaryota; Viridiplantae; Streptophyta; Magnoliopsida; Lamiales; Orobanchaceae
Source: the annotation of a GenBank genome assembly
AUGGAUUUGCGCUUCCCGCACUCGACGGCCGAGGUCGCUGAUAUUCGAGCCGUCCAAUUCGGAAUCCUCAGCCCCGAACAAAUUAGGGGUAUGUCGGUGGCGCGUAUACAGCACGGUGACACCAUCGAAAGAGGUAAGCCGAAGCCCGCGGGCCUGAGCGAUCCGCGGCUGGGGCCCGUCGACCGGCGGAUGAGGUGCGAGACGUGCAUGGCCGGCGUGGCCGACUGCCCGGGCCACUUUGGCCACCUCGAGCUCGCGAAGCCCAUGUUCCACAUCGGCUUCAUGAAGUCCGUGCUCAGAAUCCUCCGCUGCGUUUGUUUCAAUUGCUCCAGGAUUUUGGUCGAUGAGGAGAAUGUGAACUUCAAGCAGGCAAUGAAGAUCAGGAAUCCCAAAAGCCGGCUGAGAAAAAUAGUUGACGAAUGCCGAAAAAAGUCUACAUGCGAAACAGGGUCCGAGCCCGAGCUCGACUCUGAAGGACACUUGAAGAAGACCAAAGGUGGAUGUGGUGCCCCACAGCCUAAGAUUUCCAUCGACGGUAUGAAGAUGACUGCGCAGUACAAGCCCGAGCAGAGAGUGGAUUCGGUCGAGAGGAAGCAACAGCUUUCGGCAGAGAAGGUUCUCAAUAUUUUGACGAGAAUAACCGACGAAGAUUGUCGGUUAUUGGGUUUGGAUCCGGAAUAUUCUCGUCCGGACUGGAUGAUUCUCCAGGUUCUCCCGAUACCACCGCCAGCCGUUAGACCUUCUGUAAUGAUGGGCACUUCUUCUAGUUUUAGGAGCGAGGACGAUCUAACUCAUCAACUGGCGAUGAUUAUUCGGCACAAUGAAAACUUGAGAAAGCAAGCGAAAAGUGGGGCUGCCCCGCACGUUAUAUCUGAAUUUGCACAAUUGCUGCAGUUUCACAUUGCCACUUACUUUGAUAAUGAGUUGCCGGGACAACCCAGGGCUACCCAAAGGGAUGGCCGACCGAUUAAAUCGAUAUGCAGCAGGCUCAAAGCAAAAGGAGGUCGAAUCAGAGGGAACUUGAUGGGCAAGAGGGUAGAUUUUUCGGCACGUACGGUGAUCACUCCUGAUCCGAACAUCAAUAUAGAUGAACUUGGAGUGCCUUGGAGUAUUGCCCUGAAUCUUACAUAUCCAGAAACUGUGACUCCGUAUAAUAUCGAAAGCAGGUUGAGAGAGCUUGUGAAGAACGGGCCUUGUCCCGAUCUUGGCCAAACCGGCGCCAAAUACAUAAUUAGGGACGACGGCCAAAGGCUUGAUCUCCGUUUCUUAAAGAAAGAUACUGUUCACCUUGAGUUCGGUUAUAAGGUCGAGAGGCAUUUGAACGAUGGGGAUUUGGUCCUGUUAAAUAGGCAGCCGAGCCUUCAUAAAAUGUCCAUAAUGGGGCACAGGAUAAAAAUCAUGCCUCACUCCACCUUUCGCCUGAAUUUGUCUGUGACCUCGCCAUACAAUGCCGAUUUUGAUGGGGAUGAAAUGAACAUGCACGUGCCUCAGUCGCACGAGGCCCGUGCCGAGAUCUCAGAGCUCAUGAUGGUCCCCAAAUGCAUCGUGUCGCCUCAGUCAAACCGGCCCGUGAUGGGUAUCGUCCAGGACACACUUUUAGGAUGCCGCAAGAUUACCAAGAGAGAUACUUUUAUUGAGAAGGAUGUUUUCAUGAACAUUUUGAUGUGGUGGGAGGAUUUUGAUGGAAAAGUACCCGCUCCAGCAAUUUUGAAGCCGAGUCCGCUUUGGACCGGAAAACAAGUGUUCAAUUUGAUCAUACCAAAACAGAUAAACCUGUUGAGAUAUUCAGCUUGGCAUCAGGAAAGUGAAAAGGGAUUUGCAACUCCCGGGGACACUCAAGUCAGGAUAGAGAAAGGGCAGUUACUUACUGGCACCCUUUGCAAGAAGACGCUAGGGACAUCCACAGGAAGUCUUAUACACGUUAUUUGGGAGGAGGUUGGUCCGGAUGCAGCCCGGAAAUUCUUGGGGCACGUACAGUGGCUUGUCAAUUAUUGGCUUUUACAGAGUGGCUUUAGCAUCGGCAUUGGUGAUACCAUAGCUGAUGCUUCAACUAUGGAGAAGAUCAACGAAACAAUCUCGAAUGCCAAAAAUGAGGUGAAAGAACUUAUUCGAGCUGCUCAGGAGAAGCAACUGGAGGCUGAACCUGGUCGAACAAUGAUGGAAUCUUUCGAAAACAGAGUCAACCAGGUGUUGAAUAAAGCCCGUGAUGACGCCGGGAGUAGUGCACAGAGGAGCUUGUCUGAAAGCAACAACCUUAAAGCCAUGGUCACUGCCGGAUCAAAGGGAAGUUUCAUCAACAUAUCUCAGAUGACUGCCUGCGUGGGCCAACAGAAUGUGGAAGGCAAGCGUAUCCCUUUUGGGUUCUCAGACCGUACCCUGCCGCACUUCACAAAAGACGAUUUUGGUCCCGAAAGUCGUGGUUUUGUGGAGAAUUCGUACUUAAGGGGUUUGACCCCUCAGGAAUUCUUCUUUCACGCGAUGGGCGGCCGGGAAGGUCUGAUAGACACGGCUGUCAAGACCUCCGAGACGGGCUACAUCCAGAGGCGGCUGGUCAAAGCCAUGGAGGAUAUCGUGGUCAAAUACGACGGGACCGUGAGGAACUCGUUGGGUUAUGUGAUCCAGUUUCUGUACGGGGAAGACGGAAUGGACGCCGUCUGGAUCGAAUCACAGCCGUUGGAUUCCUUAAAACUGAAAACGUCUGAUUUUAACGAAAUGUACCGGUAUGAGUUUGAUGAUCCGAGCUGGAACCCGAGCUACAUGUUGCCCAAGGCCGUCGAGGACUUGAAACUUAUUCAUGAUGUCAGAAGCGUGUUUGAUGCUGAAUUUAGAAGGCUCGAGGCUGACAGGUGGCAGCUGGGAACAGAGAUUGCCGCCAACGGCGACAGCUCCUGGCCGCUGCCGGUCAACAUCAAAAGACUCAUUCUGAACGCGCAGAAGAAGUUUAGGGUUGACUUCCGGACGAUGUCUGACAUGCACCCUAUGGAGAUCGUGGAGGCCGUGGACAAUUUGGAGGAGAGGUUGAAGGUGGUCGCCGGGGACGAUUACCUAAGCAUGGAAGCCCAAAAGAAUGCGACCCUUUUCUUUAAUAUACUGCUCAGGAGUGCAUUGGCGAGCAAGAGGGUGCUCAAAGAGUACAGGCUGUCGCGCGAGGCCUUUGAGUGGGUCCUCGGCGAGGUUGAAUCCCGUUUCAUGCAGUCUCUGGUUUCCCCGGGGGAAAUGAUUGGGUGCAUCGCGGCUCAGUCGAUCGGUGAGCCCGCCACUCAGAUGACGCUCAACACGUUCCACUAUGCCGGCGUGAGCGCGAAGAACGUGACCCUCGGUGUCCCCAGGCUGAGGGAAAUCAUAAACGUCGCCAAAAGUACACGAACCCCGUCCCUCUCGGUUUACCUGAGGCCCGAUGCCGCUAAAACCAAGGAGCGAGCCAAGGAUGUACAGUGCGCCCUCGAGUACACCACCUUGAGCUGCGUAACCCGGGCCACGGAGGUGUGGUACGACCCGGACCCCACGACCACGGUUAUCGAAGAAGACGCCGAGUUCGUGAGGUCGUAUUACGAGAUGCCCGAUGAGGAGGUCGACUUUGACCGGGUCUCCCCCUGGGUGCUUCGGGUCGAGCUGGACCGGGAGAUGAUGGUCGACAAGAAGCUGAGCAUGGCCGACGUUGCCGAAAAGAUCAACCUCGAGUUUGGCGACGACCUCACGUGCAUAUUCAACGACGACAAUGCCGAGAAGCUCAUCCUCCGCAUGCGCCUUUCAAACAACGAGGAUAACGAGGCCCACGAGGAUGACGAUGUGUUCAUGAUGAAAAUCGAGAGCAACAUCCUGACGAAGAUGGCAAUCCGAGGCGUGCCGGGUAUUAGUAAGGUGUUCAUGAAGAAUUGCAAGGUGAACAGGUUCGAGAGGGCCGUGGGAUUCGUGGUGGGGAGCGAGUGGGUGCUCGACACCGAGGGGGUCAACCUUCUGGCUGCAUUCUCUCAUGAAGAUGUGGAUCCCACGCGGACGAGCAGCAACCACUUGGUCGAGAUUAUUGAGGUGUUGGGGAUCGAGGCCGUGCGCAGGGCCCUGCUGGAUGAGCUGCGGGCCGUCAUAUCUUUCGACGGGUCCUACGUGAACUACCGCCACCUGGCGAUCUUGUGUGAUACCAUGACGCACGGGGGCCACCUGACGGCCAUCACGCGCCACGGUUUCAACCGAAACGAGACGGGCCCCAUGAUGAGGUGCUCGUUUGAGGAGACGGUCGACAUUCUGCUCGAUGCAGCCGUGUAUGGGGAGAUGGAUCUUCUCGGGGGAGUGUCUGAGAGCAUCAUGCUGGGUCAACUGGCGCCGGUAGGGACGGGCAGCUGCGGGCUGUUCCUGAACGAUAGAAUUUUGGAACGGGCAGUCGAAAUUCCCUUGCCUAGUUAUGGAGAAGGAGAUUUUGGGCUCGAUUUCUGCACGACCCUAGCCCGUUCUACAUAUCUUGAUGGCUUAAAGUCGCCUGAUUAUUUGCUAAGCCCUUAUAUGAGGCUGUCUCCAGCUGUGGACUGUCGGUUUUCGCCGUACGCUAACAGGAUGGGCUUUUCUUCCCCUUUGUCACCUGAUUACGGUCUGAUACACAGCCCGCCUUCCCCAACAACAUGUAGCCCGAGUUCUCCCACAUACCCCUCGAAAAGAUCUACAUUUCCUUUGACUGCAUCUUAUUCGCCCACUUCUCCUGACUAUAGUCCAAUCUCUCCUAGCUAUACCCCAAUAACUUCUGAAUUUAGACCGACAUUGCCUACUGCUUAUAGCCCGACUUCACCAUGGUGUAGCCAGAUUUCUCCAUCUUCCUCCCCAACCUCACCUUCCACUACCUUUCCUGGUUACACCCCAUCACCUAGGUACAGUCCUACGUCACCCCACUAUAGUCCGACAUCUCCAAGUUACGAUCCCUCGGCAAAAUACACCCCUUCUCUUGAAUAUUCACCCACGUCACCUAGGUACAGUCCUACGUCACCCCACUAUAGUCCGACAUCUCCAAGUUAUGAUCCCUCGGCAAAAUACAGCCCUUCUCUUGAAUAUUCACCUACAAGCCCCAAGAUUGAUACGCCUUUCAGUUCAUACAGCCCCUCCUCUCCAGGUUACAGCCCGACGUCCCCUUCUUAUUCACCUACAUCACCAUCGUAUUCUCCAUCAAGUCCAAGUUACAGUCCAAGCAGGCAUGUCUAUAGCCCCUCGUGCCCAAAGUACUUGGACAUAUCACCCGAGCUUUACACUGCUUGCUCACCACGUAUCUGA